AAGAGCCAAGCCGAGGAAGGCGGCGGCGGGCGUUCGACAAUUCGGCUCUCCUCUGGUCAGCCUGGGAGGGGCUCAUUGGACGCGCUCGGUGCUCGGCGCGGCGCCUGUCUAGUCCGGAAGGAAUCGUGGCGCUGCCGCCCCCUCAGGCCAGUGACCCUCCCCCGAUGGUGUGAGGGACCCCCCCCCCCGUCCGCGGCUGCGGCCUUCCCCGGAGUCCGGCGCCAUGAACCUUCUCCCAGCCAACCCGCACGGGAAUGGGUUGCUGUUCGCCGGCUUCAACCAGGACCACGGGUGCUUUGCAUGUGGGAUGGAAAAUGGAUUUAGAGUGUUUAAUGCAGAUCCGCUCAAAGAGAAGGAGAAACAAGAAUUUCUAGAAGGAGGCGUUGGCCAUGUUGAAAUGUUGUUUCGCUGCAAUUAUUUAGCUUUGGUUGGUGGAGGAAAAAAACCCAAAUACCCACCUAAUAAAGUGAUGAUCUGGGAUGAUCUGAAAAAGAAGACCGUUAUCGAAAUAGAAUUUUCCACAGAAGUCAAAGCAGUUAAGCUGCGAAGAGAUAGAAUCGUGGUAGUUCUGGACUCUAUGAUUAAGGUUUUCACAUUCACGCACAACCCUCACCAGUUGCACGUCUUCGAAACCUGCUACAAUCCUAAAGGUCUUUGUGUCCUGUGCCCAAACAGUAAUAAUUCCCUGCUUGCAUUCCCUGGAACACAUACUGGACAUGUGCAGAUAGUGGACCUGGCAAAUACAGAGAAACCUCCUGUAGAUAUACCAGCUCAUGAAGGGGUCUUGAGUUGCAUAGCUCUUAACCUACAGGGAACAAGAAUUGCCACAGCAUCAGAAAAAGGGACCCUAAUAAGAAUAUUUGAUACAUCAUCUGGGCAUUUAAUCCAGGAACUGCGCAGAGGGUCUCAGGCUGCCAAUAUCUACUGCAUUAACUUCAACCAAGAUGCUUCUCUCAUUUGUGUGUCAAGUGAUCAUGCCACAGUGCACAUUUUUGCUGCGGAGGAUCCUAAGAGGAACAAGCAGUCGAGCUUAGCAUCAGCCAGCUUCCUGCCCAAAUACUUCAGUUCCAAAUGGAGUUUUUCCAAAUUUCAGGUUCCCUCAGGCUCUCCCUGCAUCUGUGCCUUUGGAACAGAGCCGAAUUCUGUCCUAGCGAUCUGUGCAGAUGGCAGCUACUACAAAUUUUUAUUCAAUCAAAAAGGGGAAUGCUCCAGGGAUGUCUAUGCUCAGUUCCUAGAAAUGACUGAUGACAAACUUUGACUGAACUGAUGGAAAUUUGUAGGUAGGGGGGAAGGAGAUCUGGAACCCCGUCCUGCUUAUUCUCCCUUUCCUGAAGAGAUGGCCUCUCACUACCUUCAGUCAACUGUGCUGCUCAAGAUGGGACAGAUGACUUUAAGAAGCCCAAACCAGUAUGGACAGAGCAAGGCAGAGGACUACUACGUUAACUGUCAACAGCUGGUUUUAAAUGUUAAGUUUUGGCUGCUGUUGUUCCUUCAAUUUCCCCCCCUUUUUUUAAAAAAAUGUUUCAAUAGCCUGUGCCUAUUGGGUUUCUCUCUGUAAUUAAACUGUGAAGCUUAGUGCCUGCCACUCCAUAAGAGUGAAGCGGCAGAUUACUAAGGUUUAAACAGUGAAUGGAACAUGUCAAAAGUACAUACAGAUUUGAGUUCUAGUACCGUGCUUAAGGGGGUGGCAGGAAAUCUAUACCAGCAGUUUCUGCCUUUGUAAAAUGUCCUUUUCCUCCUAUCUUCUAAUACACAGAAAGGAAUAUUAUAGCAAGUUGGCUUUUAGUUGCACUUGCUCUGACAGAGAGAGAAUGCUCAAGGUCCUUGUUUUCAUGCUGUUAUAAAUAGAUAUUAACUUGUUUGUCAUUUGUCAGAGGUGCCAAAAGAAAUCCAUAGCAAACAUCAUUAAAGUACUGUUGGCCUAAAUAACCAUUCUGCAGGGCAGGAAGUGGCAUAGGACAAUGUUGAGAUGUUGGGAAAGUGACAGCAAACAGCUUAGAUAUUGGAAAUAACCAUUCCAGACACUUCAGUUCUUGAUCCAUUGGUAUUUGCACUUAGGUUGUGCUGGGGAAGUUCUACAAGUACAAGAUAAUCUGUAAUGGCCAAGAGGGUAGUAUACUGAACAACAAGAAGGGGGAAAGUGUGACCCUCCAGAUGUUACUGGACUUCACUGCCAUCAGUGCUGGCCAGCAUGGCCAAGGAUGAUGAGAGGUGUAGUCAAACAGCUGGAGGGCUGCAGCUUUCCCACCUUAUAGUCUGUAAGAAAUCCCUAUCAUACAGCAAGCUUAUUAUGUGUUCGGAACAAACUAAGCCGCCGUCUCUCUGAACACUAAGUAGUACAUCAAUCACAACACUAUAUUUUGGGAAAUGAGGUAUUUGGACACAUAAUUUGAAGUUACCAAUAUCAUCCCCUUCAAACACAACUUCAGUUAUUAGCUCCCUUGAUUUCAUGCAUACUUCAAAAUUAAUUGAAGUCUUGGUUCAAGUUGAAAAGUAUUGGAAUUUGUCAUUUAACUAAAACCUAUAUUCAGAUGUCAGUUUGCAUGUUGCUUUUAAAUGUGUAUUUAAUCAUGGAAAUUGUUUUGCACACCUUUUGUAAUUUUCUUUAAUUAAAGUGACUUAAUUUGCUGUA
This is a messenger RNA of Podarcis raffonei (Aeolian wall lizard), 2632 nucleotides long. It is a transcript of the gene WDR45B, whose product is annotated as WD repeat domain 45B. The record is from RefSeq and is a predicted model, not a curated record. Gene Ontology annotation, cellular component: extrinsic component of membrane; cytosol; phagophore assembly site membrane. Gene Ontology annotation, biological process: nucleophagy; protein localization to phagophore assembly site; protein lipidation. The transcript is spliced from 10 exons. The coding region runs from base 224 to 1258 and encodes 344 amino acids. NCBI's taxonomy places the organism in Eukaryota, Metazoa, Chordata, Lepidosauria, Squamata, Lacertidae. Gene Ontology annotation, molecular function: phosphatidylinositol-3-phosphate binding; protein binding; phosphatidylinositol-3,5-bisphosphate binding.